CUAGAGGUCAAGGGUCACCAGGCGGGCCAGGUCCCGGAAGCGGAAGCGCUGUGCACUUCCGGCGCGCAGCAGGCGGCCAUGUUGGAACGGCGGAGGCGGCGCAGAGGUGCGUCCUGGGUCCCCGCGGCGGCGCCGGUGCCAAGUGCUGGUUUGUGGAUCCCCAGGCAGCUCUGCAGUGCCUAAUGCCAUGAGCAUGGUGGUGCAGCAUGUUGAGGAGAAGGCUGUGCACUCGUGGUCACGCAUCUCCACGGCAGGGAAGAAAGCCCUGGAAGAGGCCCUCCUUGUGUUUAAUCCCAUGAGCCAGGAUCUCAGUGCCACAGAGGCCCAGCUUGUGGCCUUCCUCCAGGGCCUUCGAGACGAUGGCUUCCAACCGACCAUCCUGCGAAGUGGUGAUGUCUAUGGCUAUAGUUCAUGCACAGCCAACCCCCCCAGCCAGACAAAGCUACAAGCUCGUGUCACCAACACAUCUGCCACAUCACUUACAGCCAGGGCUCCCAAAACUGCUGUGCCGCUGCCUGCAGGCCCGGCCACACUGCUCCCUGUGCCACUGUCUGGCAGGCUGGCCAAGGGGUCCACACCAGCCCUUGCCAAGCAUGCUACCACUAACCUGCUGCUCAGCUCCCUGAAACAGUCAAAUGCCAGCGACAGCAGUGGUACAACAGUGGGCUUCCCUGCCCAUCUCUAUCCGGGCGUCUACCCUGCCAUGCGGCUCUCUGUGGUCCUGGAAGCGCUAGUCCCCCUCAAGACUUCUUGCUUGGGUGCUAAGCACAGAGCACAGUCACUGCAGCUGUCACUUGCAAACUGUCCCCUGAAACCAAGAAAAGGUUCAGGGAACUCACAGUCCAAAGCACCCAGAAAAAUCACAAGCAAGGGCCUCAAAUGCCUGGCUGGCAAAGGCCCUGGGGCUGGUCCCCGACGAGGUGCUGGGACCCCGAGCAGUGGCCCUCGAAUGAAAGGGUCAUCUGCCUUGGGCAUCAAAAUGAUCAAGGCCAAGGCAUCUCGAACACUGACCGAAACAGCUCGUGCCCAUACCAGUAUAGCUCGAACCCAGACCAAGACAGUAAGGGUGAGGGCCAAGGCAACACAGGCCAAGCCCAGGGCAGCCGGAACCAAAGCCAAGGCCACUGUAGUGAGGGCCAAGGCUAAAGCCAAGGUAGUCCAGGCCAAGAACAAAGCAGCUCGGGACAAGCAUAAGGGAAGGCCAAAGGGAUCUGUUCAGUCCAGAACUGGAAGGGCAGGCCAGAAAAACUGCUCUGAGACUGUGGGGCAGAAGAGGAAGAAAGCUGAGGAGGCCAAGGUUCUUCCUCCUAAGAAGAGAGCACGCCUUGUGCUCCAGUCUUCCAAGGCAUGGCUGGGGCCUGGAACAAGAAAGCUUCACAAGUCCCAUACCAUUAAGGUAGACAGGAAGUUCUCAGAUGAUGAGGUUCGGCAGUGGGCCCAGCAGAUCCUCCGUGUGAAUCUGUCUCCAGUGGUAUGGCUCCAGCCAUUGCUGCCAUCUUGAGUCCAUGCGCAACACCCUGAGCCCUUGCAGCAGCGCUUGGGAAAACAGCUGAGCUGUCCUUGUGGCCAACAACGCAGUGUGCCAUGCUCAUGAACUCUGCAGCUUCCUGGACUCUGCGUACCUCUAGGACCCUUGUGGUCACCAGCCUCCUUUCAGAAACUGAGGAUUUGGGAUGGGGUGGGUUCUGGGAGGGGUGUUCUCAUGGCUCAAAGCACUGUGACUUGUUCUUCAGAUUGUAUGUCCACUGUUCCAUCUAUCAUGUUUUAUACCUUUCCACCUUCCGGUCUCCCUGCUCACCCUCCAUGGUCUUAGUUGAUUAAUUUUGUCGUGUGGGGGCUGAUGGCUGGAGCAUACCAGAAGUGGCCCUAAGGAGCAGGCUUGGAGAGAGUGCCCUGGUAGCUUGAAGCAGGUCAUGAAUUUAAAUGAGAAGGUGAUGCUCCCAGGCUCCUGGAGAGAUGGGGGUGGGGACUUCAGGUGCUGGUUUCUGUGAAUGUGAGGGGAGUCACUGUGAGGUAGGACACCUCUCCUCUAGUCCUAGUUUUGAAGCAGAUGGGCAUCGGUCAAAAUUGUGUGCAGCUCAGUGGGAAAUCCUGCACUAAGCAGGUUUUGAGGCCAGGAAAGAAGCCUUUGUGAUACUGCUCUCCGGGGGCCAACUUUAAGGAUUUGCCUGGGCUUGUCCUGGGGGGAGGGAUGUGCUUAAAAGGCUUGAAGUGCCGCUUCUCUGCUGAAAGUGACGAGCCUCCAUUUUCCCAAUUGUUGACCAGAGGCUGGGCUUUGAAUCUGGACAACAAACCCUGCCCUUACUAUCCAGAGAAUUUCCUCUGAGGUAGCUGGUGGCACAUCCAGAAAGGCUUCUACCUGUACCUCAGCAGCACCUUCUGACUGGAUACCACAUGCUCCAUCUUACUCAAGGGCCCAACCUCACCAUGUCCCCUCACAUGGCCUGUGUGCUUUGGACACUGUUGGUGCCUUCUGCUUUAGGGAAGAUGCUGGGCCCACCUCUAGUGUACUGUAGCUGCUCAGACUAGGAGUGCCUGGGAGGUAGAGAACCCCUAAUCCUUGCACUUGGGAUUUGAGUGUGAGUUUGAGGUCAGCAUCAGCUACAGAGUGAGACUCUCUGGGUGUUUGUUUUUUGAGACAGGGUGUCUCUGUGUAGACCGGGCUGGCCUCAAACUGCCACUGCCUCCCAAGUGCUGGGAUUAGAGGCGUGUUCCACCAGACCAAGCCAGGGUAAUGGAGAGAUGGCUUAGUGGUUAAGAGGACUUUGCCACUUUUCCAGAGGACCCAGGUUUGAAUGGCAGUUCACAGAUACCUGGAUCCAGCUACAGGGAUCCCAUACACUCUUCUGGUUUCAUGGUCGCAGGCAGGCACACACGCGCACACGCUCGAGCAGGGCAACAGCGCAGCUGAUUAAGCAUCAGUUCUGUGAGAAAAGGCUAUGUUGAGAAUCUUGAACUUCAGUGAUACUGCUAAGAAAGGAAUUGUGUGAAAUCCCUUAAAUAAAAACUUACAGGCCAGGCUGGAGAGGUGGCAACCGGUGCUCUUAAAUAAGACCUGGGUUCAAUUUCCGGGGCCUGCAUGGCAGAUUACAGCUGCCUGUAAUUCCAGUCCUAGAGGAUCUGACACCCCCAUGUGGCUUCACUAGGUAGGUCGUGGUGCAGAGACACAUGCAGGUAAAACACCUAUACACACACAAAUAAGAUAAACUUACUGGCUUUGCAACAAGAACAAUAUUAAUAACAGAGUGGGCUGGAAGAUGGCUUAGAUAAGGUGCUUUUUGUGCAAGUAUGAAAACCUAAGUUCAGAUUCCCAGAACUCAAGUAAAAGCUAGACAUGUGCCUGUAAUAGCACUAAGACAGGUCCUAGGUCUCACUGACCAGCCAGUCUGGCCAACGUGAUAAAGUCAAGGUCCAGUGAAAGACCAAGUAUCCAGGAAUUAGAUGGAGGCUAAAGAUGGCUCAGUGGUUGACACUGUGUACUGUUCUCACACACAAAUAGAGGCCUGACUUUGGUUCCCAGUUUUCACUUUAGUUGUCUCACAACCACCUGUAACUCCAGCUCCAGGGGAUCUGAUUCCCUCUGUCCUCUGUCGUCACCUACAUUAAAUAAUUUAUCUCAAUAUCUCUGGCGGGGUAUGGCACCACAGACCUUUCAUUCCAGUACUCAGGAAACUAGAGACUGGAAGAUCUGAGUUCAAGGCCAACAUGGUCUACUUGGGAGAGUUCCAGAAUAGCUGGAGCUAUGAAGAGACUGUUAGAAAAGAACAAACAAAAACAAAACAAUUUUUGCUUCUCUCACUAUGUAGCCUUGAACUCCUACAGACGACCUGGCCUGGCCUCCCAAGUUCUGGGAUUAAAGGCAUGUACCACCAUGUCCAAAACAGAUAACUUUAAAAACAUAAGAUUGGGAACUAGAGGGAUGGCUCAGCUAAGAGCGUUUGCUGCUGUUGCAAAGGACCAGAGUUAGAUUCCCAGCAUCCCCAGGAAUCACACAACCCCGUGUGAUUCCAGUUCCAGCAGAUCCGAUGCCCUUUGCUGGCCUCCAAGGGCGCUGCAUGCAUGUGGUAGAUACCAUACAUACAAGCAAAACACUCACGAGCAAAUGCAAAUCUGAAAAAUAAGAUGGGGAGAAAUAAGGAAGCAGUUGAGGAAGACGGCCUGUCAUCAGCUCCUGGCCUUCACGUGCACCUGCACGGGCAAGAAUGCCUGCAUGCCAUGCCCCUGCAUGCAUGAAUACACAAGUCAGAAAAUGGAGGAGGGGGAGGGGGCAUGCCGAGCCACAUGUUGCUGCGUGUAAUCCCAGAACUAGGGUGGCUCAAGCAAAAGAAUCUCAAGUUUGAGGCUGCCUUGGGCUACACAGGAUGUCUCAGGAAAAAAAAAAACAAUCAGUAAAAGGGCGGGUGGAGGGGGUCAUCCUUUCCACCAAGCGAUCAUGCUACCCUCAUCUUAAUGUGUGCCCUUCCCACUUGAGGUGAGGCGAUGGUUCUGUCCAGACCCUUCUGCUUUGAACCAGGAGCAAAUCACUUAGGACACUUGGGGUCUGGAGAAUAAAGAGGUACACCGGGCCUCUGCAGAGCACCAUCUUUCUGGAUUCUGCUUCUGGUGCUUUGCCCUACCUCUUGUGGAGGCAGAUUACUGCAGGACAGGGUCUAUGCAGCGAAGCAGUAAGGAAAGCAGGAGAGCACAGGUCUGGAAUCGUACUGACACCUACCAGUGCAGAAUGCAGGAAGCAUAGUGUGUAGAAAGGGUGAAAAAAAAAAAAGGGUGAAAAGUGAGAAUAAGGUAGGGGCCCUGGGUUUACCCACAGAAGACCUCAACCAUGGAAAAUAUUUGAGCAGGGGAAUGAUAACUAAAUGGAUUGUUUGGAAGGAAAGGGUGUUGAUUUAAAUGGUUCUGAGUGAGAGCUGGCAUUGUCUGAAAUAAACUUGGACCUUUGGCGA
Messenger RNA from Meriones unguiculatus (Mongolian gerbil), 4940 nucleotides. It is a transcript of the gene Ccdc71, whose product is annotated as coiled-coil domain containing 71. The record is from RefSeq and is a predicted model, not a curated record. The transcript has 2 exons. The coding region runs from base 188 to 1501 and encodes 437 amino acids. NCBI's taxonomy places the organism in Eukaryota, Metazoa, Chordata, Mammalia, Rodentia, Muridae.